Pleuronectes platessa (European plaice) is the source of this 2997-nucleotide messenger RNA. Its product is annotated as F-BAR and double SH3 domains protein 1. Gene Ontology annotation, biological process: neuromuscular synaptic transmission; regulation of actin filament polymerization. The coding region runs from base 1 to 2139 and encodes 712 amino acids. Gene Ontology annotation, cellular component: recycling endosome; neuromuscular junction. The transcript is spliced from 21 exons. The record is from RefSeq and is a predicted model, not a curated record. NCBI's taxonomy places the organism in Eukaryota, Metazoa, Chordata, Actinopteri, Pleuronectiformes, Pleuronectidae. Gene Ontology annotation, molecular function: protein binding.
AUGCAACCACCACCCAGAAAGGUGAAGGAGAGUCAGCAGGUGAAACUGGUGUUCUCAGAGCAGCACAGUAAAUUGCAGACCAAACAACAUCAGGACACUGAACUGUUGGAGGAGAUCAGGUCCUUCAGUAAGCAUCGUGCAGCUAUAGAGAAGGAGUAUGCCCAGGCUCUUCAGAGGUUAGCUGUUCAGUACCAGAAGAGAGACUGGCAAAGAGGAAAUACAGAUGCUAUCACUUCUGGAGGUGUGUUUGGUGUGUGGCGGUCAAUGGUUGAUGCGACAGCUCAGACUGCUGCAUCACGACUUGCUGCUGCAGAGGAAUACCGCAGACUGACAGGACAAGCCUCCAGAACUUUUCGCAAUGCAAAGGACAUCCGAGCUAAGCAUGGCCUGGAGCAGCUUCUGAGAGUACAGGGUGAAGUCGUGGAUGCGCUGCGAGAACUGCACAGGCUCAAGAAGAGCUAUCACCAACUCAGCCACAUUGCAAAUGUUGCCAGAGAGAAAGCUGCAGACGCACAGACAAGAGCCAGAAAGAGUGAACAUGGAAUUUUCCACUUUAAAGCAGGACUAUAUAAAAUGAAUAAAAAGCUCAGUGCCAGGUUGAAGGAGUGUGAUGACCGUUUGACUGAAGUUCGUAAUGACUAUCUGCUGGCCCUAGCAGCAGUGAAUGCCCACCACCAAAACUACUUUAGGAAUGAUUUACCACUCAUUAUGGAGCAAAUGGAUGGGGACGUUUAUGAUGACUUCAGGAGACAUUUUACCCUGCUGUGUGGGAUAGAAAUGGAUUCCUGUUUGUUCACACACAAACUGUACAGCAAGAUAUGGGACAGUGUUGGUAAAGUGACUAGAGAUACAAAUAUUCAGCAGUUUCUCCAAGAAUCUGUUGCCUUCAAUAAAACCACCGGAUUUCCCUUUCAACCUUCUCCACAUGACAAGGUGUCUUCUCUAGAGGAGGUCUGUGCCUCAGCAGCAGAGGGUUGUCUGGUUAAGGAAGCCAAGAAGUGGGCUACAAAGGCUGCGAAGGACUAUAAAAUCAUCACCCACGGAGAGAGGGCUCUACAAAUGUUAGGAAGUCGGUUGAAGCUCUUGUCUGGGGAGACAGGGCUUAGCGUGGAGCAGAAGAUAGCAGAGGUGCAGGACAAUGUCAGGAAAGCCAAGCUCAGCAGAGUGAAGGCAGAGGCUCGUCUGCUGCUGCUGUCAGACAGUGUCCCAGGAAUUGAACUGUGGCUUCAUGAUGCCAUGAACCAGGCAGAAGAGGAGCUGGAGAGAGAGAGACGGCUCAGUGAACAGAGGAAGUCUACUGAAGACUUUUCAGGGGAUGAAUUUGAGCUGACUGACUUUGAGGACUAUGAUGAUGAGAAUGCAGAUAUUUUUGCAGAUCCAGGGUCAGCAUCUGGAGCGUGUGUUUAUCCUGCAGCCUGUAGAGUUAUCUAUAGCUAUCAGGCUGGCCAGUCAGACGAGCUGUCAAUCAGGGAAGGGGAGGAGCUUCAAGCGAUUGAAGAUGGAGACAUGGAGGACUGGCUAAAGGUGUGUAACUCUUGUGGUCAGGUGGGUUAUGUUCCUGAGCGUUAUGUGCAGUUCAUGUGUCUACAAGCAGAGGAAACUGCUCAGCUGGACUGUUCCUUCAGCUCCACCUCAUCCACUGGAAAUAAAGAGAAGGCAAGCAGCCGAGGUAUAGCCAGAGCUCUCUACUCCUACCAGGCCCAAAGUGCAGAAGAGCUUUCCUUCCAGGAGGGGGCACUGAUCACACUGAUGUGCUGUCGACUUGGAGAGGUGGAUGAUGGAUUUUGGGAGGGAGAGCUGAAUGGACGGAUUGGUCUCUUCCCGUCGUUGGUGGUAGAGCUCGUACAUGAUGAAGUGGAUCUGGAGGAGCCACAAGAGGAGUCUCUCCCAACCCCAACCAUGCCUCCCUUCACUUCUACAGUAGGAAUCCCCUCAACUCCUGGCUGUAGUUCCAUACUUAAUGCUACCCCCCCUAGCUGCGUUGAAGAUAAACAGCAGCCCUUACAUCUGAGGGUGGCAAACAUUACAGUAGAAACUGGGGGCAGCAACCACACAUCUCCAGAUCUCUCCAGUAGUCGACUAAGACCUUGUCGAGCACCUCCCCCUCCUCCAACACUAAGGCCUUCACCUCAUCCCUGAGACCAGGCUGCGGUGGAGAAGUCAAAAUAAUCACUAUUCCAAGAUCCCGCUAGGAAAGGUCACAAGGUCAAGAGAAGAUGUCAAAGUGAAGCAGUAAGGAGUAAGGAAAAGAAAUCCAACUCCACUUACAUGUUUAAAAAAAACAAAUACUGUCCAAAAACGAAUGAUGCUACCUGAGAAAAGAUGUUCUUAUUAUUAAGGGAAGAUUUAACCAUUGGUUAUUUACAACAAAACCAACUGGAAAUAUAUGAAAUCUAUGUGGACAAACCUUAUAAAAGAGGACAAAAGAUUUUUGUGUGCAUUUUGCAAUCGGGGCAUUAAAAUGACAUUUAUAUUAGCAUUAAGUUCUGAUGAAGAUAUUGUAAACUAUGAUUUCCCUGUGUGUGUUGUUCACUGUGACUCAUGACUGGACAGAUGUGACAGAGCAGAAAUCAGGAGCUCAGAUGAUCAUUUUCGGAUUUACAUCAGUUCUGGAUCUUGUCAGGAGAAUAAAACAACUGCUUAUUUUUUUCCAUAACUACCUGGGUGUUACCAGGUGUAGCUGCCGCCAUGAAUUGAAGGACAUCAUUUUUCUCUUUUCUUUCAUAAAUGAAGGUCUGGUGUUUCCCAUGGUAAAAGAGGUUCAGUGAGUUAGGAAACAUUGAAGCUCUUUUCCUUAUAAUUAAGAUAACUCAAACAGCUAUCAUGGGUGCCACUUAAAUGCUUCUGCAUGGUCAUGUAUCUCAUAGGAACCUAGCUAAGCAAAGUGGACUAUUCAAAGGCAUUUUCUAACACAAGUACUUGGUAGGUGUUGGCAAAAGGACCGAGGACACCCAUGUCCUUAAGGUGGCCCUGAGAGCUCAACGCAAGGCAACUUCA